Messenger RNA from Cylicocyclus nassatus, 554 nucleotides. The record is from the annotation of a GenBank genome assembly. NCBI's taxonomy places the organism in Eukaryota, Metazoa, Nematoda, Chromadorea, Rhabditida, Strongylidae.
GUCACAACUGCCUUAGUACAAUGAUGGCUAUGUGCGAAUGCCGAAAAAAAGUCGACCUCAAAAGACCACCGAUCUACAAUGACUCCAAAUACCAAGAAUCAAGACAAUUUAUGGUCGUGGGACCUCAGCCCUGACUUUAUUUAUUUUCAAGAGCGCCACAGCAUGCGCCUAGACCGACUGAUGGAAUCAACUCUUGAUAGAACAAAAACCAUUACGAGAACUAACGAGGACGAGGCUGAUCCAGAUUAUGCAUGUGUUAGAUUUGUUCAUGUCUCAUCAUUCAUCCCAAUUUUCAUGCUUAUACCCAUCAUAUCUCCGUCAUCCAAUUGUUUUAUUCCUGUAAUUGAAUUGAGUAUAUGGAUUCCAGGAGCAUUCAAUUCUGGCUGAUCAAGCAUGCCCGCGUUUUGUUCAUUGCUAUCGCAUUUUCAUAUUUUAUUCCUCUAAAUCUGUACAUAUAUUAUGCAUUCAUAUCUAUGUAUACUGUUCAGUUUAUUUAUCAAAGUACUUAGUGAUUUUACCGGCAGUUAUUUCAAGUUAUCUCGUCAUACUGUCGC